UUUUUAAUAGCCAUUCUUGGAUGCUCUGUUAAAGCCGGAGUUAUUACAUCUGGAAUUGGACUUGGAAAUGUUGGAAUUGGUUUAGGAGAUAUCGGACAUGUAGCUGUUGCUGCUCCUGUAGCUCAAGUAACUCAUAUUGCUGCUCCUGUAGCUCAAGUUACUCACGUAGCUGCUCCUGUAGCCCAAGUAGCUACUCCUGUAGCCGUAGCAUCACACAGUGCUGUAUCAUGGCAGAAUAGUAAUAGUAUCAGCUUGAAUCCUACAGCUGUUGUGUCAAAAGUUGCUGCCCCUGUAGCUGUAGCCGCCCCCGUAGUAACUAGAGUAGCUGCUCCAGUUUUAACCAAAGUGGCUUCUUUAGGAGUUGCCAAUGUCGGAUAUGGUGGCUUCGGACUAGAAAAUGGACUAGGCUGGAACAGAAACAGUUUGGGUUGGAAUGGAAAUGGUUGGAACGAAAAUGUCGCUGCUUGGGGAAAGUAAAAAUUUCAUUGAAAUAAGUGCGAGCCUUAAUUUAGUAUGAUCCUUUGAACCAUUUAUAUUUUCACAAUCAUUUUUCUCUAUUUAUUUAAUCAUG
Leptinotarsa decemlineata (Colorado potato beetle) is the source of this 571-nucleotide messenger RNA. RefSeq lists its product as uncharacterized. NCBI's taxonomy places the organism in Eukaryota, Metazoa, Arthropoda, Insecta, Coleoptera, Chrysomelidae. The record is from RefSeq and is a predicted model, not a curated record.